Entelurus aequoreus (snake pipefish) is the source of this 1401-nucleotide messenger RNA. It is a transcript of the gene foxq1b, whose product is annotated as forkhead box Q1b. NCBI's taxonomy places the organism in Eukaryota, Metazoa, Chordata, Actinopteri, Syngnathiformes, Syngnathidae. The record is from RefSeq and is a predicted model, not a curated record. Gene Ontology annotation, biological process: anatomical structure morphogenesis; cell differentiation; regulation of transcription by RNA polymerase II. The transcript has a single exon. The coding region runs from base 88 to 951 and encodes 287 amino acids. Gene Ontology annotation, molecular function: DNA-binding transcription factor activity, RNA polymerase II-specific; RNA polymerase II cis-regulatory region sequence-specific DNA binding.
UGUGCUGCUCCAGACACAGGUGCUCCAGGCAACUCUUCCCACAGACAGUCUUCUGUCAGGUCUUGUCACCUUCUUUGUGUGGGAAAAAUGAAACUGGAAGUUUUUUCCGCACAUCACUUUGCUCAGAAGUCACUGCAGGAAUUGUGCAUGGAAACACACGCGGGGAUUCCGUCUCCUCUGUCCGGAGACGAACUGGGGUCAGACGGGGACUGCGUGGCCAACAGUCCACCACCUGCUGUGACACAGAGCAGCGACCUGAGCAAGGGGAAGCCCUACACCCGCAGACCAAAGCCUCCUUACUCUUACAUCGCCCUCAUCGCCAUGGCUAUCCGGGAGUCUAACAAAGGCCGUCUCACCCUCGCGGAGAUCAACGACUACCUGAUGAAGACGUUUCCCUUUUUCCGCGGCACCUACACCGGAUGGAGAAACUCUGUGCGCCACAACCUGUCACUCAAUGACUGCUUCCUCAAAGUGUUGCGGGACCCGUCCAGACCUUGGGGCAAGGACAACUACUGGAUGCUCAACCCUCACAGUGAGUACACUUUUGCUGACGGGGUGUUCCGCCGCAGGAGGAAGCGCAUCGCCAAGAGGUCCACAAAGGAAGAGAGUCGGGACAUUGCCGGAGAAGACACGCAUUCUCCCGCCCAGGAGGAGAGCGUGGCACCCAAGUUCUCCAGCUCCUUCGCCAUGGACAGCAUCCUCAGUAAACCCUUCAAGCGGAGGGAGGACGACUGCACGGAUGCACAAACACGUGGGCUGUUUUGGCCCACGGGGGCCCACGUGCUGCAGCUGCCCUAUGCUAACUACCCGGUACAUCUCAACUACCUGUCCGAGACCGGCAGGGAUGACGUCACAUACCUCCAUUACACGGCCAGAACUGAGGCUGCGUUCCACGCGCUCAAGAUGCCCCGGAAGGCGAAGGGCUUCCAUAUAGACUCCCUGCUGUCAUAAAACACACGGCGGGGUUUACACAAAAUGUGCACUUUUGUGCUCGUGCUUCAGUUACUCUGAAGUCAACACGACUGCAGCAUUAAUCACUAAUAAUGAAAAAAGUUGUUAUUGUAGGGGUGAUCAACGCUAUCCCAGGACAUUUAUUGACUUGAAAGUGUGUUUUUGAGUGUGCGGGCGUGGGUGUGUGUCAGAAGUGUUUGUUUUCUUAUGUUCAUCUGUUGUUUCUACUGCCCCUUUGUUGGUAUAACCAAUGGCCAUGCUGAAACAUAAAACAAUUCAUGUAUUUAUAUGUACAUUACUUGUAUGACAUGUUGUAUGACAUAUUGUACACACAUGUAUGGAACGACAGAGCUAUAUGCAGGAUCACGUAUGCUGCACUAGAAACGCCUGAUAUCCUCCAAUGUUUGACUCACGCAUGCCUGGUAACUUGAAUAAAACAAGUUAAACAAU